This is a messenger RNA of Entrophospora candida, 401 nucleotides long. Lineage: Eukaryota; Fungi; Glomeromycota; Glomeromycetes; Entrophosporales; Entrophosporaceae. The record is from the annotation of a GenBank genome assembly.
AAGAAUAUCAUGAACUUCAGAGCCUAAUUAAUGGACUAAGAAAUAUUGAAGCUUCUGAUAGAUUGAGUGCAGAGGAUUUUAUUAGAAUUGAUAACGAAAUUCAAGAGUUUGGAAAUGUUGAAAUUACUGAUGAAGAAAUUAUUAGUCAUGUUAGACCAACAGCUGAGUCUGAGCCAGAAGAUGAAUUAUCAAUUGUUAAUCAAAAAAUUACUACAAAAGAGGCGUUAGAAUCUUUAAACAUUGUCCUUUCUUAUAUUCAAGAUCCACCUGAAAAUCUUACUUUUGAAUUUAAACAUAUUAAUUCAAUAAAAGCAAUUAAAAACCACAUAUCCAAACAUACUGCUUCUAAAAAAAAACAAAGCACACUGGAUACAGUUAAUAUGUUUACGGAAUUACGAUGA